AGCAGUACUACCCCCUUGAAAACCAGUCAGCACACAUUCACACAUCAUGGGUAUUCUCGAAAAGAUUGAGCAAAUUAAGCUUGAGUUGUCGCGCACGCAGAAGAACAAGGCCACUGAGUACCAUAUUGGGUUGUUGAAGGGUAAGCUCGCGCGAUACAGACGCCAGUUGUUGGAGCCAGCGGCCGGUUCCGGGGGCUCAACGGGGCAGGGAUUUGAGGUACAAAAGUCGGGUGAUGCAAGAGUGGUAUUGAUUGGCUUCCCGUCUGUCGGUAAGUCGUCAUUCCUCUCGAAAAUCACCAAGACCAAGUCGGAAGUUGCUAACUACGCUUUCACAACCUUGACCUCGGUACCGGGUGUAUUGGAGUAUCAUGGUGCAGAGAUUCAAGUCGUCGAUUUGCCCGGGAUUAUUAGAGGUGCCUCCCAGGGUAAGGGUAGAGGGAGACAGGUAGUGGCCACAGCCAAGACGGCGGAAUUGAUUUUGAUGGUGUUGGAUGCCACCAAAUCUAACGACCAACGUGAAAUUUUGGAGGCUGAAUUGGAGUCUGUGGGGAUCAGAUUGAACUGCAGUAAGCCAAACAUCCACUUCCGGGUGAAAAAGACCGGUGGGAUCAAAUUCAACUCCACCUCGCCGCCAACCUACUUGUCGGAGAAGAUCUGUUACGCCAUCUUGAAAGACUACAAGAUUCACAACGCGGAUAUCUUGGUACGCGAUCCGGAGUGUACAGUUGAUGACUUCAUUGACAUCAUUAACGAGGAUCACAUCACUUACGUCAAGUGCUUGUAUGUGUACAACAAGGUAGAUGCUGUCUCGCUCGAGGAGACUGACCGCUUGGCUAGAGAGCCACAAACGUGUGUCAUGUCGUGUGAGUUAGAUUUGGGGAUCACAGACUUGGUUGAGGCCAUUUGGAAGAACUUGAACUUAACGCGGUUGUACACCAAGAGAAGGGGGAUUUUGCCGAAGUUGGAUGACCCGAUGGUUGUCAGACAUGACUCGAGUAUCGAGAAGGUAUGCGACUCUAUCCACAAGGACUUUAAGAAUGGGUUUAAAUAUGCCUUAGUCUGGGGUUCGUCUGCUAAGCACUCCCCACAGAAGUGUGGGUUGUCCCACAUCGUCCAUGAUGAGGACGUUGUGCAGCUUGUUAUUAAAUGAGUGUGUGUAUUAAUCAAGAGCGUUUAUUUAGUUGUAAAAGUGAUGGUUGGAAGAAAC
Babjeviella inositovora NRRL Y-12698 is the source of this 1207-nucleotide messenger RNA. RefSeq lists its product as uncharacterized. The transcript has a single exon. The coding region runs from base 47 to 1150 and encodes 367 amino acids. Gene Ontology annotation, biological process: cytoplasmic translation. The record is from RefSeq and is a predicted model, not a curated record. Gene Ontology annotation, cellular component: cytoplasm. Gene Ontology annotation, molecular function: GTPase activity; GTP binding. Lineage: Eukaryota; Fungi; Ascomycota; Pichiomycetes; Serinales.